CUUUUCCCCACAGCUCCCCAGCAUGCCAGGGAGUGGCAGGGAGAGCCAGGCUGUUUCCUUUAGCACUGGGACUAGGCAGAGGGUUGCAGAGUGGACACCAACAAGGAGCUCAGGAGUAACUAAAGUGAAGACUGAAAGCUGAGGAGAAAGAGCACAGUGAGGGAGGUUUUAGGCUGGAGUUAUGAGGGUGGGAGCUGCGACCUUGGCUGGGGGGAUAUUUGGGCUAUUGGGGACUCUGUGUUUCUUCCUAGCCUUUGGUACAGACUACUGGCUGGUGGCCAGUGAUGACUGUGGACCGUAUGCAUGGCCGACCCAAACAACACUGACAGGGGGAAAAGAUGCCAAUGGGACUGAGAUCCAGUUAGUGCAGGCCGUCACUUCUUCUUCUCCUCCUCCGUCUCUCACUCUGCACCACGAGGGCUUCUUCUGGCGAUGCGUGUUUCAGGUGGAGCCCACGGCACAUGCAGUCCUGGCCACGCUCUUCACAAACCAGCCAGAAUCUAAGGUCUGUGUGCACGGGUACCUCUUCCCUCUGCCUGUCGCUCUUGGACAGGUGCCUCAUCCAAGUUAUGACGCUACAGCAGUAUUUCGAGGUUUCUGGACCGUGCUGAUAAUCCUUGGCCUGGUUGCGGCUCUAACUGGAGGCUUCCUCUUGGUCUGUGGUGUCCCCUUCAUCAGCCACAAACUGUUCAAGUUGGGUGGUGCCCUCCUCAUCACUGCUGCCUGCUUGUUCCUCUUCACUCUGCUGCUCUACGUACUGUGGAUGGAGGCUGUAGAGGUGAAGCGCUACGUCCUGCAGGAGAGAGGAGAGGCGUGUCCAAACGCGCAGGUGUCGGUGCUCUACGGCUUGUCAUUCAUGGUGGCGGCUGCCGGCGUGCCUCUGGAGCUCAUCUCCGGGUUGAUCUUCAUGCUGGUGGCUCGUGCAUUACGUGACAGCAAGUGAGCUUCAUCUGGUCCGCAGGGGAAAGAAAGGACUGACCUUUGGCAGCACAUAUAUGUGGGAUGUAAAUACUGAAAGGACGUGAUCAAUAUUACAGCAACCAUCCUUUGGAUGUCAAGUAGCAUGAAGUCAGAGGCACUGAUUUGUUGUUUUCAGUUUUCUAUAACUUGCUUUGCUUUAUUUCUAUAAAAAAAACACACUAAUUAUUAUAAUAAAAUCACAAUAAAUGAGUGUGUGGGAGUAAUGUGGUGUCAUAUGGAUGUGAUACUUGCAUUAAGGAGCAAUAUAUGAUGUGCCAAGACUGUUGUUUUUUUUAAGCAAAACUGUGUGGACAUAAAUGUUUUUUCCACUUAGUUGCACACUGUCAUCGUACUGAUUGUUGUUGUUAUUAAUGCUUCGAAUGACAAGUCCAAAGAGCACAAGGUGAGAAAUGUAUGGGUGAACCAGCUGUGUCCCCUGUCCUGCUUUUGGCACAUGAUCAAAGCAGGGAGGGAGGGAGGGAUGACUGGAUGGACUGGGGACGCUAGGUUUGGAUAGAGGGUGGGGGUUGGGGUGGAGCAUGAGAGGGAUUGAUAUAGAGGGGGGAUAGAGGGAGAAUUGAUGCUCGUAGGGGGGCACGAGGAAUGAAAUGAACAGCUGUUUGUGGGUUUGGUUGGUGUACAGCAGGCCGGCCACCUGCCUCCUUCACCCCAAUCACAUUUCACUCUCUCAUUGAAAUCUUUAUGCCUUCUCUCCUCUGUCCCGCUCUACAUGUUAGAAACUUUAAAUCCAGACCGCCCCUCCCCUUUAAUAAAUCAACUAUUGUCAGACACACACACACACACACACACACACACAGACAUAAAGACCUAUUCUUUCUUUUCCACAGUCGUAUCCAAACGGGAAGCACAGACUUGUGAUUGUAUCAUAACCGCCACGAUAUUAGAUCAUCCUUCUUCCUUUUUAUUGGUCUGAAUGGGCAGCGUGUGGAAACAAGCGGGUGGACUCUCAAUCACACAUAUCAGCUUUCAUGUGCUCCACUGAGGAGCAGGAGUGGUGGUGAAGGUGCUGGGUGCUUCAAAGACCUCACUGAUCAAACACAACGAAAUACACGCUCAAGCACACACACACACGAUAUGAUCAAACUGGUCAGGACACACCAAAGUUAAUUAUUGAAACAAACUCGUUUUCUGCUGAUGCUAGAUCUGACUUAUGUAAGAUCUUGUACUUGUGUAAUAUAGAACUGCAGCAAUGAAAUGCUUGAUUGAUAUUCGUAAUUUAAUAUGUGAUUUUAUUCAAAUAUCUUUGUGAUAUUUCUGAUAAACUUAAUAUAUGAUGAAAAAUAAUGGUUUACUUUCUUGUAAUUGUUUCAAUAAAACAGAACAUAAACAAAUAAAAAUAUUCUGCAAACCUCUCCAGCUGCAGGAAUAAUUCACAAACUUUGAGGCCUCUUCUCUGAUCUGAAGAAGUCUAAAAGGACCAGUUUGAAGUUGCCGUCGUCUCACCUGUCCCUUCUUCGCAUGUAAGAGAUGGCCCUAAUCUACCAGUGUUUAGUUUGUCCAUUCUAGGCUACUGUAGAAACCUAGUGGCUCGAGAUUGUAGACUCAAUGGAAGAGGACUGGUUGAUAUAAAAAGAGAUUAUUCGCUAAAGAAAUCGUAAACAUUUACACACAAGAUGAAGAAGAAGAAGAAGCCAAAAAGAAAGACAAAAUAAAGAGAAAAUAGGAGAAAGCAAUCUGAAAUAGUAGCAGAGUUGAUUGAGUGA
Messenger RNA from Larimichthys crocea (large yellow croaker), 2684 nucleotides. RefSeq names its product transmembrane protein 182. The transcript is spliced from 5 exons. Lineage: Eukaryota; Metazoa; Chordata; Actinopteri; Sciaenidae. Gene Ontology annotation, cellular component: membrane. Bases 182 to 943 code for a protein of 253 amino acids. The record is from RefSeq and is a predicted model, not a curated record.